AUGGCCUCUCCCAAGAUCAUUCUCUACACCAACCGUGGUUGCCCCUGGGCUCACCGUGCCCACAUCGUUCUCAAGGAACUUGGCCUGGAGUAUGAGGAGGUCACCAUUGACUUGACCGUGCCCCGCGAGCCCUGGUAUCUGGAGGUUAACCCGCGCGGUCUGGUCCCCAGUCUCUCGUACAAUGGCAACGUCAUCACCGAGUCCGGCAUCGUCGCGCAAUUCCUCGCCGACGCACACCCCUCGCACCUCCUGCCGGCAUCCGGCCCCGCAGAGAACGCGCUGUACCGUGCCCGCUUGUCCUUCUUCGUCGAUGCAUUCUUCAGCAAGGUCAUCCCCCACUUCUUCGCGAGCCUGAGAUCCACCUCGGAUGCGGAACGCGAUGCUGCCGUCGAGCUAUUGGUUGCCGGCAUCGUGAAGGAGGUUGAGCCUCUUCUUGCCGAUACCGAGGGCAAGGGUCCUUUCUUCGGUGGUAGUGAUAAGCUCACUUUGGCCGAGGUUCUGUCCGGCUCUUUCCUACUUCGCAUCCUUGGCUUCAGUAAGCCUGAGCAUGGAUUGGUUAGUGCCAAGCUGCCUACUCUGUUGGAGCAGCAGGCUCCACGAUUCAAGCGCUGGGCUGAGGCUACUACUGCGCAUGAGAGCGUUAACUUUAUUUGGCAAGAAAAGGCUGUUGCGGAUCGGAUGCGGGCUAAAUUUGCUCCUAAGCAGUAG
Penicillium cataractarum is the source of this 708-nucleotide messenger RNA. Its product is annotated as glutathione S-transferase family protein. Gene Ontology annotation, cellular component: cytoplasm. The transcript is spliced from 3 exons. The record is from RefSeq and is a predicted model, not a curated record. The coding region runs from base 1 to 708 and encodes 235 amino acids. Lineage: Eukaryota; Fungi; Ascomycota; Eurotiomycetes; Eurotiales; Aspergillaceae.